Messenger RNA from Anopheles stephensi (Asian malaria mosquito), 15851 nucleotides. RefSeq names its product poly(rC)-binding protein 3 (gene mub). NCBI's taxonomy places the organism in Eukaryota, Metazoa, Arthropoda, Insecta, Diptera, Culicidae. The coding region runs from base 407 to 1831 and encodes 474 amino acids. Gene Ontology annotation, cellular component: nucleus; cytoplasm. The transcript has 11 exons. Gene Ontology annotation, biological process: regulation of gene expression; regulation of RNA metabolic process. The record is from RefSeq and is a predicted model, not a curated record. Gene Ontology annotation, molecular function: mRNA binding.
AGAUGCGAGUGUGUUUUCCUCUAGGCCCACUCGCUAGUUUUGUAUUAUCUUUGUUUUGAGCUACACACGCUUCCCCACAUUUCUCUCAUCAAUCCCGAAAAUAGUAGUUUUUUCAAACACCACACACAUCGGCAAACACUGGAAAACCCGGCCACCAAUCCUCCAGUUUUCCGUUCUCCAGCGUACCAGAUUCAACGUUUUUCCUUCAGCACAGCGUCAGAACAACCAUAUACAGUGUAGCAAGCAAGCAAAUCCGAAACAAGGUAUCCUGCAACUCUCCCGGUAAAAAGUGACUGCUGCGCCCAAGCAAUACAACCAGUGAGAACGCUUUAUCCAGUGAACAGUGUGCUUAAAAUCAGUCAAAAUAACCGCCUUCGAAGCAAGCAUCAUUGAAUCCUUCGCCGAAAUGGAGGACACCAAAAUGGUCAAGAUCGGGGACAUCAACCUGUCCGACGAUCCGGCAGUUACGCUCACCAUUCGACUCAUCAUGCAAGGCAAGGAAGUCGGAAGCAUUAUCGGGAAAAAGGGAGAGAUCGUCAAGCGGUUCAGAGAAGAGUCCGGCGCCAAAAUCAACAUAUCAGACUGCUCGUGCCCGGAACGAAUCGUGACGGUCUCCGGAUCCAGAAGUGCGAUCUACAAAGCCUUUACACUCAUCACGAAGAAGUUCGAAGAGUGGUGUUCCCAGUUUCAAGACCAAACGAACACACAGGGCAAACCACAAAUUCCAAUUCGUCUGAUUGUGCCAGCUAGUCAGUGUGGCUCUUUGAUCGGCAAGGGUGGCUCCAAAAUCAAAGAAAUUCGUGAAAUCACCGGCUGCUCGAUACAGGUUGCAAGCGAAAUGUUGCCAAACUCGACGGAACGCGCCGUUACGUUGAGUGGCUCCGCUGAAGCAAUUACGCAAUGCAUCUAUCACAUAUGCUGUGUCAUGCUGGAGUCACCGCCGAAGGGUGCCACAAUCCCGUACCGGCCAAAGCCACAGGUGAAUGGGCCGGUAAUAGUUGCCAACGGCCAGGCGUACACCAUCCAGGGUAACUACGCCGUCCCGGCACAGGAGACCUGCACAGUAUAUCCACUAGCCAUUACCGGUGGCUUGCAUGCGGGCAUCUCCGGUUUAGCCGAUCCAUUACUAAAAGGAACACAUCUACAGGGAGCGAUACCUCCACAUCAUCUACAACCGAUACCUGAUGUUUCGGGAAUCGCUAAAAAUCCGCUUGCAGGUCUAGCGGCACUUGGACUAGCUGGUGCGAUUCCCUCCAACACCGGUGGACUAAAUCCAACUGCUCUCGCCGCUUUGGCCGGUUCUCAACUGCGAACCAACAACAACCGCAACGUAGCCCCAGUACAGUCGCAAUCACACGAAAUGACCGUGCCAAACGACCUGAUAGGUUGCAUUAUCGGUAAGGGCGGCACCAAGAUUGCCGAGAUCCGCCAGAUUUCCGGCGCCAUGAUACGCAUUUCCAACUGUGAGGAGCGCGACAGCGGCAACACGGACCGAACGAUCACCAUCACCGGCAACCCGGACUCAGUCGCACUUGCCCAGUAUCUGAUCAACAUGAGCUUUAGAAGUGGUGAUGGUGGUAGCAAUGGCAGCGGCAGCACCAGCACCAGCAUCCUCCGACCGAUGCAAACUUCCGGGAUGGCGGCGGCAGCCAGCGUGCGGAACGGGAAUGCGGUGGCGGCGGCGGCGGCAGCAGCAGCAGCUGCAGCGGCAGCGGCCGCAUCCGGACCGGGCACCGCAGCCGGGCUCGGUUACAAUGGCAUGACACCGGCGGUCGGUCCGGCGGUUGCCUUUCCGUUUCUGCGCUACGGACUCAAUCUAGACCGGAAGUAAUGAGACACAGAGCAGAGCAGAGAGAGGGACACACACAUAUAGAGAUCGUAUCGGAAGCUUGGGGCGCAACAACAACAACAACCACAGCAUCACAUCCCAACACAACAAAACUGCAACAGGAGAGAGAUGAUGAGUAGGAAUGAUCGUGCAAAUGAUAGAAAACAUAACUUAAGACUACUUGUUGUAGUACUUAAGAAAGGAAGAAGGGAAAACAGAAAACAUGAAACGUAAGCUAAAUAAGAAGAAGUGAAGGUUCACACAAUCACUUAAACGUUUGUUUUUGAAGCAAAAGUGAUCUGAACUUUCGGUGAGUGCCGUUGUAACAAACAAAAACAAAGCUAGUAUGAAACUUAAAGUAGUGUGCGUGUGUAGAAAACACAGAGCGAGCGUGAGAGAGAGAGAGAGAGAGAGAGAGCAAAAAGAUUAUACAUCACAUUUAUCGUACAUAUAGUUCAAUUAUCUUUAGCAUUGGUCGGCGAACAUACUGAACGUUGGAUUUAGGUUAGGGAUAAGUUUUGUCUGCUUUUAUUGUAAAUUGUUUUGUUUGUUUUUGUGUCUUUUUAUUGUUUUUUUUUCUUUCCUUGUUUUUAGUGGUCGUCUCCAAAUUUAUGCUGCUGGGCAGAUAGUGUAAUGUUAAAGGGCAGGAUUUCAGCGUAUGCACACCACCGGCUUGAAUUGCAUAUUAGCGUUGCGGCAAAUAGUGACACAAACGUGUCUGUGUAGGUCUGUGUGGAUUUUCACCAAGCAAAUUUUGUUCCCAAAAGCGAUGCAAAAAGGUUGAUAACGCGUAGCAAAAUUACCCUCUUUUGGUCACCACCUCGUGUGGGAUGUUGAGUAUAGUAAGCUUAGGUUUGUUUUUUCGCUUCAAGGAAUGGCAUCUCGAAAAAGACACACGUAGAAAAUUAGUUCAACCGGCUGAGAAGAUGUAACAGGUUCGAAGGGAGUUGUUAUACUCAUGAAACAGCGACGAGAUGAACACGGGGAUUGUAACACGGCGAAAAUGAUAGUGAAUGUAUACGAGAGAAGAAGAUGUGUUUACUCUGAAACGUAAAAAUCUCAUAAAAAUGCGGUACAACAGGAAGAAGAACAGAAAAGCGGAGGAAAUGAAUAUGAAGACGAGAUUGGGAAAACGGCAAGCACUCGGAAUAGGAAAGCAAGGUAAGACAAAACAAAAGCAAAACAAAAACCCAUAUCGUGUUUCUUUUUAAGUGAAACGAACAUAUCGUGUGCAAUUUUCCAACUUGGAAACAACUUGAAAAACAAACAAUUGUCCUGCAUAAGGUACAUCCGGCUUGAUUUUUUUUAAAUUAUAUUCGGGGAUACUGUACGGAAAAAAGGUGUGUUUUCUUAUAAUAUACAGAAGCAGAAAAAAACAAAGCAAAUUAGGCAAAGGAAAAAAAAAACACAACAAAGGGAAGAAGCAACGGUUUAGUAGUACAACUAAGUAAAUUAAUUUUUAAAACAAUUGCUCGAUUAGGGUACGGUUUUCUUUUUUGUCUGUUUUUUGCAUUGCUUUUUGGUGCUUUUUAUUUGUUAAAUCAUUUACAUAUAUAUUAUAUACGAACAUCAAAACAAAAACUCUUAGCGUAUAACGUGUAAGACGAAAAAGACAUUUGUAAUGUUCAAAGAUUGUUAAUGUGUGUGUUUUAUCGGUGUAUCGGUGAGGAUCAUACGAUGUCGCGCGCUACACUCGUGCGUGUGUCGCCAAUUAAAUGGGCCAACUAAAUUAAUUACUUCAGUUGAGUAGAGGAGGAGGUUCUCGAGGCGGUUGACAUCAAGCUUCUUCUCGAGUGGCCAUUCACACAAACACACACACACACACACACACACACACACACACACACACCUUUGUUUGAAGCCAAAAUGCUCUCUCGCCAGUUUUUGUUUACUGCAUAAGGUUCACGGUUUUUGGUAUCAUUCACUGUGUGCUUUUUUUAAGUUUAGUGUGCAACACAAAGUACAGCGUGUGUGCGUGUGGCCACAAUCUAAGAACUACUGUGUGUGUGUGUGUGUGUCUCAGUGUGGACGAGAAUAGUAUUUUGAGGCGUGUUUGAGAAGGGAGGAAAGCUUUUCCGCUAAAAAUUAAAAUACUUAAGUGAAACGUAAGUGCCAAAAAAUAAAUAAAAGUAAACUAGAACAAACAAACAAACAAAAAAAACUAGCGGAAGUGGGGGCAGAAAAAGAAGAGACACGAGGAAAGGAAGUGGAUUCCCCCGGUGAUCGACUGAAAUUCAUUCCGAUCCGGGAAUAUCGAUCCUUCCUGUCCUUUCCACCAUUCAAACACACACACAUACAUACAACACCCAACACCUUAGCAGUGGUCCUUAGCAAUGCUCCUUUAAUGGUUUCCAAUUGUUUUCGAGGAAUUGUGUUAUUUUUGUUACAAAAAGCCUAUAACAACAGCAUAGCGCGCAGUGUUCCGUAUGCAUUCGAAAUUCGAACCUUAUCCCGAGCGAUAUGCUAAUAUUUGACCGAUGAAAAGACAUUACCGUACUUGUUUUGUUUGAUGAGGAUCCUUGCGCUUCUUACCUUAGACCAAUUUCGCUUAAUUCGCUAGACAAAAAGGGCAAUGUUAUUUCCCGAUGAUAGAUUGGGGGAGCGCAACUAGAAAAAAAGCAACAUAGAAUCCCCCAGUCUUUAGAGUAAUAAUAGGGCGGGCAAAGCAAAAUGAUGCUCCGAAUGCUGUAGUAGAAAAGCAAGCGAAAUAGCGAACGAAUGAAAUGAUCACACAAUCAAUCAGGGCCGGCACCUGUCGAAUUUUCGAUGUCUGGAAAACAGGGUUAAAAACAAUUACGGUGUUACUACACACUCACUCUCUCUCUCUCUCUCAAGCUGGCGGGGUGGGUUGUCUUGUACCUGCGUGGUGGCAUGCGGGAAAGAAAGCAAACACUGCUGUUACAAAGGAGAUAACGUGACCUGUGUCCCUCCAUGCGUAUGUGUGUAUGUAUGUGUGGGACGCACACACACACACAUUAAACGCACGUGCAUGGGGGAAAAAGCGAAAGUGGGCACGCCGCGUAUUUAAUAUUAGUGUUGGACUAGAUUAAAAUUAUAAACAAAAAACAAAGCAAAAACAAAAAAAGGAACAAUUUAUACUAAUGUGUUUGCACGCGCACCCUUUUUCCCUCUAUCAUGCCCCCCCCCCUCUUCCCACUUCCCACGAUCAAUGGCUCAAGAGUAGUAGUGAACGAAUUUAUUUAAUGUUGUAAUCUAAAACACUUAGAAGUCUUAUGCCUUGUAAUAACCAUUUAUAUAAUCAUAUACAUAUAUAUAUAUAGAUAUAUAUAGUAAACAAGAUACACGCGGGGGCUCAAUUCACACAGGGACGGGCGCACGGGGGCAGAGAAAUCAUUUACAUAGGCCGGGGGAGAACACCCGUAUCCAUAUCGUUCGUUUGUCAAUUGUGUAAAACCCAGCGUGUGCAAAGCAAACAACAAGCGACGACUUAUUUUAUAAUCUUUGUACACACACACACACACAAACACACACAUACAUACAGACAAAUGAAGCAACAAUAAUAAAACUUUACACGUAAAGUAAUUAAACAGAAAAGAAAUGCAUCUGCUACCAUGUCAUAUCUCCAUCAUAUCCACCGUAUUAUCCGACGAUGUUUCGACUGUUUCCAGAUUUUAGACCAUCGCAUUAUGUUUUCCACCUCUUUUUUUCUAAUUCUUCUCCCUUUCACAUAUCAUAUCAACUCGAAUAAUGAUACGCAACAAAAAAAGAAUAUCACGAAAAGGACACUCGAGAAUGAUAGUCGGCUACUCUCUCCGGAGCUUGGACGGCAGGCUCUCUUACACGGAGUGUGAGACCCUAAGGAUCGAGUUGAAAUAUACUUUUGUGCAUUUGUUUCUUGUGAAGUAGUAAUGAUAAAAUCAUACGUUCAUUCGUAGCUAGCAAUAGUUUAGCUCAUUUAUGUUUGUACAUUAAGUCUCAAUUGUUGGAGUAGAAGAGUGAAGUGUAGCGAGCUUUUAGCAAAAAAAAACGGUUACAUAUUUGCUUACUAAUCGACCACUAGCCCUGGUGGUGUGAGCAGCCAUUUUACGUUUUUAUUCCCCCCUCAACCUUGUUUGAGACGGCUUACAGAAGAACAGGAGAACGCAGUGGGAGCGAAACCGAGUUUCUUCUCCACCAUCUGACUUAUCCGACCGGAAGAAUUUAAUCGAAAAGCAAUAUGAUGCAGCACACAGAUUGAGCGUGGGAAAGAGCAAGCGAACGAGCAGCAAGUUUCCCUACUGUUUGUUGUUUAAUAUGCACCAGUUUUGUAUAUCCACUUGUAGCAAAAACAAACAGAUUCUCACAAUCGCAAAGACACAGAUAUGUAUAUGAUAUGCACCGUACAAGCAGCAGCACAGGCAGUCAAAGUUAAAAGCUAAAAAAGAACAUCCAUUUACAUUUCUGGAUCUGGUUAGAAUAAUUAUCUGAAAUUCCACCUCCUAACCCCUAAUCAUUUUGUAAUAAGCGAUCAAAUGCAUACCGCGAUCGUCGAGUAAGUCCACAGCAGCAGCGAUCUGUGUCACGUGGCAGCCCGAAAGGCACGCGAGAAGAAGGUGUCGCGGCGAGUGGCACCAAAUCAUGUCAAUCAAUAUCAAGAGCUUUACUUCCUUCCGAAGAACCGGAAGAUUCGGAAGAGGAUGUGACUUUGAAACAAUAGCGCGAUAGAGCAUGUGACGCGGUAGAAGGAGCGGAAUCGGCGCUGCUUAAUGGAGGCGCCUGGUUGUUUGAGUACCAACCCUGCCGUGCGUGUGUACGUGUGUGAUGUAGUUGUAGAGGAUUGAUGCUGAUAAUGCUUUCGCGACACGCACACACACAAAAUGGACAGUAAAAUAAGCAAAACUAAUCUUUAGACCCUUAAAGCAAUAGUUUGCGGAAACCGAGAUUAGGCAGGUUGGAUUGGAAGAUUGUUAAGGCAGAAUGACACAGACACACAAGCACACGACACAAUCGUUUUCAUAUCGAGUUCUCAUACUUUAAAAAAAAAUCAUAACAACUGUUGAUAUAGAUGUAUGUGUGUUUUACUGUGUGCGUGUGUGUCUUCAGAAUAGUAAUCGAUCGAAUAGUAGUAUUGAACCUUGAAACAAGAAAAGCAAGACAACACACUAGACAAUUUGGUAACUGGAACCCUACUGGUACAACAGAAAGCAAGCGAAAAAAAAGGGGCAAACCCAAAUCUACAUGUUAGGAUUAGUGAACGUUAAAUUAAGGUAACACAAUUGUGCGUAAGCUCUUGCAGACCGACAACCGAGCACGCGCGCCCGUUUGUAACAUUAGGGAAGCAAUAGUAGAUGCUGAGCUGUGGUGUCAGGUUUAUGUACACAGAAAGUAAAUACAAAAAAAAACAUUUAGCAAAAAAGUGAAACAAUGAAAGCAGCUGAUUAUUGUCUACACGCAGGACAUCCAUCUGGUGGCAGACAGAUUGGUGUGUAGUGCAAGCGGCAACUAGUAGCCGAAUAGUCGCAAGCGGUUUAAACGCCGUUGAGAAGCAGGAUGAUGUAGAGAGCGACAGCAGUAUAUGUGUGUGUGCGCGCCUUUUUUGAUUAUUUUUACUCAAAAGAAGGCAAAACACACACGCACACCGUAUAAAGGGCAACAAUAAAGUGUUAAAGUAAUCGACUAAGGGAUCAAUAACCAAAGAACAUUUCAUGAAAAUCAUCAAAACCAUACGUUGCAUUACACUUAUGAAAACACAACAACUGACUAACGGGAGGGACACAGCGCCCUGGGAAGGAUAGCUUAGACAACACACUGUGUGGACAACAGCAUUAAACGUGCAUGGUUUAGAUUUCAAUUCUCUUUUAAGAAUUUUGUUUAAUUAUAUAGGUUAUAUAGGUACAAGGAUUUGAUCCACGUAAGGGGAACGUUUCAUUCAGUUUAUGCAAGCAAAGUGAUGUGGUUUACAGACUGCUCUCCUAGCUAACUACUUAUUCUCUCAUCAGAAGCUACAAUCUGUUGUCGAUCUAAUAUACUGGCAUUUCUGACGAUUAAACCUCGUCACUUCAACUCAAUUUAUGUCUACCAAGCUCUGCUGCCCAUGGUGACGGCUUAAAACGACUUUGCAGCCUGGGUCGUCCGGUACCAUUCUCAUGACAUGUCCCGCCCACCGGAGUCUGGUGAGUCCAAUUCGCUGCAGCUCGUCAUUGUAAGACUAAAAGGAUUUGUCAGUUUUGGCCUCGUCUCAGAGGCUUGUAUGAGGACUGAGACUGGGGAUAAAUAUUCUAAUAUGGCCGAUUGGCAGCCAGUAUCCUUGCGUGUAUCUCAACAACAGCUGACUGUUGUACAGGGGCGAUCCGGUGGCCGAGGCGAAGACAAUGCCGGUCUUUACACGGCAGGACCGGGGUAUAAACCUUUUCUAGACGGCAUCUCUAUAGCAGAGCUUGUCUACCCUUCUAUGGGUAAUAUCAAGUCACAGAAAGCCAGAAAAGGCAGGCCGACACCUCUCGAGGAUAUAGUGCCAAGGAAGAAGAAGAAGAAGGUAACGUUUUGAACGACUGCAGAAAGGUACGAUCAUCUAUCUGUGCAUGUCCCCUGUGUAGAAUUAUAUUUACAAGCAAGUUUGCUUAGGAUCGCCAUCAUUUUAGUGAGUGCUUCGUUAAGCUACAAGAGAUAAUGUGCCGCUUGUUCGGUUCUUGGCUAAGCUUCUGCUAGAUAGGAGAGCUUCAAACCAAUGAUGUCUGUGUCAUCACCGUAUACCAGGAUCUGGAUUCGACUUGUAUCGGAUGGAUUGGCUCACAGAAGAUGGUCCGGGAUGUUUGAAAAUGUGAAACUAUACUAUAACAAGUUAUAAAAUUCCACAAUACGAUUGAAAAUUUCCCCAAACUGGAUGAACUGAUCCCCCCGGGAUAGGAUUCUCUGUUCAACAAUUUAUGGAUUUGAAGUGUCUUAAAUCUGAUGGAGAAUGCUAUUGGGCAUUCUGAUCUUUUUUAUUUCAUUUUCUUUAAUUUUUUUUUAUAUUACUUCAAAGAUUUGCAAACAGCAUGUAGCUAGAUGACAUUUAAGCACACUUUAUUUUACUAUCUCGCACACAAACAUACAUUUACAGCAUGCAAACAACACAACCACAUUGGGACAAGCACACUUACUUACAAAGACAACACACGAUGAUGAUGAUGAUGAUGAUUAUAAGUGAUAUAUGUGAUGAAUUUUGUACAUUGCUUUCGUUUUUUCACUAAGAACGCAUAAAGGGCUGUGAUUUUAGUGGUAGAUGUAAACAAGGCGAAAGACGAAACAAAAAAGAAAAACAGUGAAGCGUUGCAAAGAAACAAACAAACAAACAAGAAACACACACAUACACACUCACCGAUGAUGGAAAAAUUGAUGCAAAAAACACACACACACACACACAAAUACAAAUACAAAGGCAAAAAAUAAGAAAUGUGGUGUAACGCUUAGCGGGAACUGAAUAGGGGACGAUAAGUGGAGGGUGAAGAAGGGUAAAAGGAUGAAAAGCAGAAGGAAAAGUGUAACUAAAAAAAAAACGGAGACGAAAGGGCAACACACAUCAAGCUGAAUCUAACACUAACAGGUUAGAAAAGUGCGCAUUGGAAGAGUUCGUUUUUACUUUUAUACUUGCAUUGCAAGUGGAAAGCAAUUUUUAAGGAAAAAAUCUACAUUUUUAAAGGCUUGAUGUGGUUUUUUUUCCUUUGAGUGUGACAUCGCACACCGUUAAUUUCUCCUCUGAGCUUCUGCUAUCAAGCACCUAUGAUGAAGCUUCUUUGCUAAAUGCGGUAUAAGGUUCUACCUUCUUCAUCUUCCAUUGCCUGAAGCACCGCCAAGAGAAAGGAUAAAAACCCAGAAAACAAGUACAGCUGGCAUAGACAGAUAGUUCCAUUUCCCCAAAUUUAAACCUGCAAAGCGAACAUUUCCAUCGUUACAAAAACAACCCAACUAUGGCCCAACGGUGCAGCUGUGCAAUCACACCUACAAACACACACACACCCACAAACACACACACCAACUCCACCAACUCUACUAUCUACUACGGAUAUUGUAAAACCAAAAACAUCGGCUCGUGUUGUGUGUGUGUGUGUGUGCAUGUGCGUUUGUGUAUAGCACGCAAAGAACAACAACAACCACCACCACCACCACCACAACCACGAAGAAACGAAGACGACGACGCGAGCAGAUAUCUAAACCACGUCCCUUUAUGUGUAUAUCUAUAGUUCGUUCUAACAGCAAACAGAAUCUUGCUUGCUUGCUUACUUACUACACGUUCUCGUUUAGCUUAGUUGGUUUAGUCCAGUGUUUUUAAUCUCUGCUUAACAUUACUAAGCUUGGCACGUGAUCAUGCUUACCCACCACGUCGUGUAUCCCACUUCCAAGUGAUGCAACCAGACGCUAGAGGGCUAGAUUCCCUGUUUCCCAGUGAACGACAAAUUCACUCAUUUAGACGAGUGUAUAGAGACCCAAAUGUAAUAAUAAAGAACAAAACCAUCCCUUUUUUGGUAGGUAUUAGCUGCCGAACACAUCAUCCAAACUCAUAGACAGUUAGAGCUAAAGGAUCGAUCGGUAGGAUCGAGCAGGACCGGGAUUCAAAGCCCAUCUGGACCGUUCCCCCGUAGUGAGGACUGACUAUCUAACUAACGUGCUACCCUAACAACGGCAUGAAGAUCGAUCGAUAACAAGGAUAGAUCACCUUACAAAUGGCUGAAAAUAAUACAUAGUGAUCGCGAACCAUACUAACACAAACUAUCUUAUAUUGGUUGAUCGCAGGAUUACUUCCCCCGCACCUGUUCUCCGAUCAGCGUGUGGUGUCCUUAUCCUGCCGUUUUUUGUUGUCGUGGUCUGAAAAUGAUCAGCUUUUCUGCAUUGGAAUCCGUGAGUCAUUUGAAUUGGUUUUGGUUUUCCUUUUCGGCAACUUGUGCCAAAUUUGGAAUUAGGAACUAAGUAAAACUAUUAAUUCUUUUUUUUACAUUCAAUUAAAUGUGUUUCAAAAGACACAAAUUUAACGGAAAAGACGACUGCAAAAAUUCCACCAGAAAAGUAGAACAAGAAAGAACGCAGAUGAGAACAAUACAAAUAAAUGCGAACAAAAGCAUAACUCUUGCUUUCGGGAGAAAAGUGCUUUACAAGUGAGAGGACAUAUUUUCGUUUCAAUUUAUAGUGUUACUAGUUAGUGUUAGUUCACACUGGGAAAGAAAUUGCAAAGAAAUAAGCGAAAAGUACAGCAGAAAGCGCAUUGUUGGCAUUGUUUUUACUUAUUUGGUUUCUCAUUACUUGCUGUAUAUGUUGAUAAGAAAACAAAAAAGCAAUUCAUGUGCGAAGCUUAUUGAACAUAAUGAACCCUUCAAUCAUCCAGAUAGAGAGCUUUGUUCUGUUCUGUGUUUGAAACGACCUGGACGUAUUGCUCAGUUUAGCUGUUUGAUCAACUAACAAACUAACACCUUCGAAUCGGACAUCGGAUACGAAUCCAAUUCAACAAAAGAUCUCCUCAGGCACACUCACACGCUGAUUGUUAAAUUUGAAUGAUUAUAAAACUUUAAACACAUUUAACAACAAUACAAACCAAUCAUCACCAUCUCGACCCUUACGAUCAAUUUUACACGAGCAAUUGAGACUGAUUUAAUUUCAAAAUUUUAUUAACGCCCUUUUAAUAAAUUGCGACAACACACGCUUUUUCCCAUCGCUUCUUAUACCUUCUUAGUUAGAUUAAUCAUAAGACCGUUGCUAAGUGUAAAAGUGUUUUAAACUGUAAGAAGAGUGGCUUAAGGCGACGAGCACCACACACAUACACUUUUCACGAGUUUCCUUUUUAUCUGUGUUUGCUUGAAUAAGUUCGUUUGUUCUUCUUUCUCUUCGUCGGACUGAGUUUUGUUUUUUUCUUCCACCAUUGUGUGCUCUUUAUUCGCUCGCGGUAAUAUCUUUAUUAUGUUUUGUCUAUUUCACUUCACAAUAAAAGACUUUUCAAUUGAAUUGUUGGUGUUGUGUAUUUUUAUUUCUUGUUUUAAAAUUAUUUCACCCCUUUUUUCAGCUUCUUUACAAAUUUAUUUUUAAUUUUAAAUUUUCUUGCAGCGCAAAAUAAAAGAAGCAUGCGUGUGUGACCAACUGCGACAACUCAAAUGAUGAUAUAGGCAACAACAAAGCAAAAACAAAAACGAGGUUUCAACAGACAAAGCAAUUGCAAUUAUCAAUAAUGGAACACAACUGCAACGACAGGUACAAGUUUCAAAUUUUCUUACAUUGUUUACCAUAAGACGAUCGUUUCCCCAUUUGAUUGUUUCUCAAUCCCUCAUUUUCCCCCCUUUUUUGUGAGAGCAUAAAUUGUAUACUUUCUAAAGCAAGCGGAUAUGGAGUAUAAGAACCGGGAAGAGUUAAGUUUAAAAAAGACGAAAAAUGAUUGUUUAAAAAAAAGCAAACAACCUGUGUUUUACGACUGUACAACCAAAACACACACAGCUAGUGCAAAUUUGUAAAAAGAAAAAACAAUCAAUGAGACGCAAAAAAACCGCAAACAACACGUAUAUACAGGACAAGACAAAAGGAAUGGGGAAAAAAGAAAAACAAAAAGGUAAAGCAAGAAGGGAGGGGGGAGAAGAAGUAUUUUGAGACGAUCUCGAUGUAUUCUUACUGAGUCUUGUCAUAAUUUACAACAAAUAACAACAAACAAACAAAGAGAAAGAGAGAGAGAGCGAGAGAGGAGAGAGAAGAGCAGAAAAACACAAGAGAGAUAUAAAAAAGAAGCUUUACAUUUAAUUGAAAUGUUUUAUACUUAUCAUAUACAGUUUAGGGCAAUUAAACGGGGAUGAAGAAGAUUCUGCUGGUGCCAAAACCAAUUUGAGUGUGUGUGUGUGUAAGAAGGAAGGGGUAGAGAUUUGCUGAGUUGCGCGUGUAAAUCGGCAAAAAGGUGUGUGAGUCGUUUAGUGAAAAUGAUAAAUUAAAUAUAUAUCUACAUAUAGAAAUUGAAUAUAUACACAAUAUACAAAUCUAUAACAGAAGAAAAAAAAAAACAAAACAAAAAAUAACAAAAUUAUAUAUAUGCAAAUCAGUGCAACAAAACAUAGACCUGAAGUAGCUGCUCAGCAGAUUGGGAAGACGGACGGACAGGAUGGGCACAUCCACGACGAUGUGACUAAAGGAGGAAGGAAAACAAGUUACGGAAAAUGCUUGGAAGAAAGAAAAAUAAAGAAAAAGUGCUGCAAACGACAGACACUCCCAGAGAAAGGCAAGAAAGAAAACAAUAACAUGAACAAACAAAAAACAUAAGCAAACACUUUGCCAAACAGUCAACUAGGGACUGAAAGUGAGAAGAAUUAGAAAAUGUAGCUAAAAGAAGUAAAAUGAAAGCGCUUAACGGCGAAAAGCAUACAUAUUACACAUACAAGACAACACGGAGCAACAAAUGAUAAAACGUACACUAGCGGGAAAAAAACUGUAGUUUUUUUAUACACAUGCAUAUUCUUAGCCAAACUACUAGCGGAGCAGAGUAGAGUAGAAACGACCGACGAAAAAGGGGGCCGGUGAACGAUGAACGCUCUCGGAUAAUAGCAACGGUAAAGGCAGGCAGGAGAAGCUGAAGCUGAACUCGAAACAUUAUGUUGCAAGUAAAUUGAACCAUUCUGCCCCUACCUGUGGAACCUUCUCACGGCAUCUUCCCAGGCAAAUUGCAAGGUCCACCGCGCGCACACACACACACUUUUUGAAGCCAAUUUGUUGUUUACAGGAGUGAAGAAAAAAUUCAAAAUCACACAUAAUCACUACGACAAAAAAAAAUACCGAAAACAUACAAAAGGCAAACGAACGAUAUAUAAAGGAGUAAACGAGAUGGAGGAAAGCAUACCGAACAAACCAAAAAAAAGGAAGGAAACAACCAACAUAAACCGGAAUACAGGAAUUUUUCAUAAUGUGAAAGUUGUGCCAAGUUUUGCCCAAGUUUUUUCUAUUUGCUGGAAACAUAAAAGAUAUUCAAUAUAUAUUAUAUAUAUACACGCAAACACACACACACCCACAUUAUUGCCACUUAAUAACCGUUGUGUACCGCUGGAAUAAGCUAAAGCUCUUUUAUAGGUUAUAAGAAGGAUAACACAACAUAUCUAUCGUCAAGACACAAGCGCACGCAAAGGACAUACACUAUUUGCUCUUUCCCGUACAGUUAAAACACACUUACACAUACAUAUACAGCAUUACAAACACAUCAAAUGGAACGAUCAAUUCCAGAAUGUGAGCCGAAGAACGAGGAUUUUAAAAUUCAAAAUUUUCUGCACCUCUGGAUGGAAAUUUUUAAUGCAAUUUUGCCCACACAUUUACACCUUCGCAACACUUUUGUGCACUUGCAAGAUACGUAAACGUUGUUUAAAAUUCUUUACUGCACACCAACUGUGUGUGUGUGUGCUUCCCGUUUUUGUCCCGUUGCUGAGGGUUUGCUGUUAUCGAGGGUGAAGAACCGCCCCGGUGCACGUUAUUCAAUUCAAUCUUAUUAGCUAAAGAUGAACAUUCUGCAUGUGGUUUUGUGCACUAACCGUGUGUGGCACACAAAAAUUGGUGGGAAAAUAAAGUUUGCAUUUACAAAGGAAUACAUUUUUAAAAGAGUGAUUUUUGCGACCACAGAUUGAAAUGCACCUAUUGAAAGAUAUCCAAUUUGCACUUUAUCAAAGAGAAGAAAUCGAUCGUUGAGCGCAGCUACUCAUCGUUUGUUGGGUGGAUAAAGUAAGAAAGAAAAAAAAAUAUCGUGAUAAGGAACAAUGAGGGAAGAACCCAUUUCUUAAAUGUGAUUUGCUUCUUCUCAAUGUGUGCGUGUGUGUGUGUCUUUUUGAGUGAUUCAAAGAUCGUUCUAUCAAUCGAUGUAAUAGUAAAGCACCACACUCACACACACACACUUGCCAUCAGAUUUUGCAUGUGAAAGUAUUAUCGAACACAACAUUUCAAACUAAAUCUUCCGUACAUGGUGUUAACAGCAAAACAUGAGAUACCACACAGAGAAACCCCGAAUUCCGCCACCCACCACCCGCCUGAUUAUUGCAAAAAAGGAACUGAGAGCAUAGAAACCCAUCCUCUGCGCGCCGUUCUACGUUUUGGGUUUGGCUUUUUCGAACGAUUGGUUGAAAACAAAUGAGUCAAAGAGAGAGAGAGAGAGAGAGCGAGAGAGAGAGCGAGCUGGGGAAAAAUUGGGGAAAAAGCCCCCGUUUUGUUGUAAUAAUUACCGGCAAAAAACCAGAGAAAGGGAAAAAUGGUUUAAGCAAGACAAAAAAGUAAUAAGCAAAAACAAAACAAAACGCGAGUAGUUGUAGUAAAAUGGGUAAAUCACAUUGUAAGCAAGCAAAACAAGCUGGAGCAGGGCGGAAGGAACGUAAAAUUUAGUGUCGUAAUGAAAAUGAAAUUAGGAAUGCAUGGCAAUCAUACAAAUAGAGCUUCUUUUUUAAUACAACAAGAGGAAAAAAAAACAAAACACACACACACUUACACACAGUUUGCAUACGAUGAAGUUGCGGUAGUAAAAACAAAGCUUAAAACAAGUAGUAAAUUAAACAAGGCACAACCAGACGUUUGUAAGCACACACACGAACGCGAAGCAAUGGAAAUCCACACCGAAGUAGAGAUCGAAGUAGACCAAACAAACGAGGGGGGCGUGGUCGAGGUGUGCAUUUAGUAGGGUUAGGGCAAGUAGAAGCUGCCCGCUUACUAAGAUACAAAAAUGACAGAUCGAUCUGACAGCUCGAAGGACGCCAUCAGUAGACAGGGUUAGCAUCCGUUGUUCGGGCGUAACGGAAAGAAAUUCAAAGUUUUACGUUCGGCAAAAGCAAAAAUACUCUUCCUUGUUUCCAACCUGUGGAAGAGAACUUAAACAAAAAGCCAGAACAAUAUACCGACGAAAAGCUUGUUCCCCAUGUGUCUAUAGUGAAGCAUAAGGUGGACCGCAUAUGUUUAACAGCUCACCAGUGAGGGGAAAACUGUCAUCCACUUCGUCAAUCCAAGUGCUUCACGUGCGAACGAGUGUGUUUGGAGUAGCGAGGAUGUUGUAGCAAAAAAACCUUAAAACAUAAACACAAAUUUCACAACAUACCAGCAGAAGAUAAACAAAAGAAAAAAA